Messenger RNA from Sclerotinia sclerotiorum 1980 UF-70, 1617 nucleotides. RefSeq lists its product as hypothetical. Gene Ontology annotation, molecular function: adenylate cyclase binding; actin binding. Lineage: Eukaryota; Fungi; Ascomycota; Leotiomycetes; Helotiales; Sclerotiniaceae. The record is from RefSeq and is a predicted model, not a curated record. The coding region runs from base 1 to 1617 and encodes 538 amino acids. Gene Ontology annotation, biological process: regulation of adenylate cyclase activity; cytoskeleton organization. The transcript has 5 exons. Gene Ontology annotation, cellular component: cytoplasm.
AUGGCUACAAAUAAUAUGCAUAAUUUGACGACGCUCAUAAAACGACUCGAAGCCGCGACCUCACGCUUAGAAGAUAUAGCCUCAUCAACUAUUCCCCCUCCCAGUACUCCCAAAACAAAUGGUACAACAAGCGUCGCAUCUCCUACCGUACAAGCCGCUACUCCUACAGUUGUAGCCCCGACUAUUCAAACCAUUAUCGAAGAUCCAGUUCCUGAAUCAAUCAGCGAAUUCGAUGCUCUAAUUCAGGGGCCUGUGAAGAAAUAUGUUAAUCUUAGUGAUGAGAUUGGUGGGGUCGUUGCGGAACAGGCAUCCGGUGUAUUGAAAGCAUUUGUCGGGCAGCGAAGAUACAUUUUAAUUACCACGAAGUCGAAGAAACCCGCUAUGCAAGAUGAACCAUUCAAAAAACUCAUCAAACCUACUCAAGAUUCAUUCUCUGCUGUUGACAAAAUUCGAAAGUCUAAUCGUGAUUCACCGUAUUUCAUUAAUCUCAGUGUUGUUUCGGAAAGUAUUGGUGUACUUGCUUGGGUUACAAUGGAUAAUAAACCAUAUAAACAUGUUGAUGAAUCAUUGGCAUCGGCUCAAUACUUUGGAAAUAGAUUAUUGAAGGAAUUCAAGGAGAAAGAUCCCAAACAAGUUGAAUGGCUUCAAGCAUUUUAUCAAAUCUUCAAAGAACUUAGCGAAUAUGCUAAGAAUAACUACCCAAAUGGUAUUCCGUGGAAUCCGAAGGGAGCAGAUUUAGAAGAUGCUAUCAACGAAGUAGAUUCGAACGCUCCAGCCCCUCCUGCUCCUCACCCAACAGCGACUAGUGGAGGAGCCGCGGCACCACCACCACCUCCUCCUCCUCCUCCUCCACCAGUUUUCGACGACAUUCCAACAAAAUCUGCACCAAAGCCAGGAGAUGCAAGUGCUGGACUAGGAGCUGUUUUCUCUGAGUUGAAUAAGGGAGCAGAUGUUACGAAGGGAUUGCGCAAAGUCAAUGCUGAACAAAUGACACAUAAGAAUCCAUCUUUAAGAGCAGGUGCUACUGUUCCUACUAGAAGUGAUAGUCAAUCUAGUAUUAGUUCGAACCGUGGAAAGAGUCCUGCUCCUGGUAAGAAACCUAAGCCAGAGAGUAUGAGAACUAAGAAACCUCCUGUUAAGAAGUUGGAGGGUAACAAGUGGUUUAUUGAGAACUACGAAAAUGAAUCAUCGCCAAUUGAAAUCGAAGCUUCAAUUUCGCAUUCGAUCCUCAUUUCCCGUUGCUCAAAAACUACAAUCAUGAUUAAAGGAAAAGCAAACGCCAUUUCCAUUGAUAAUUCCCCUCGUCUUUCCCUAAUUAUCGAGAGUCUCGUUUCAUCAAUUGAUGUUAUUAAAGCACAAAGUUUUGCGCUUCAGGUAUUGGGGACAUUGCCAACAAUUAUGAUGGAUCAGGUUGAUGGUGCACAAAUUUACCUUGGGAAGGAAAGUUUGAACACGGAAGUUUUCACGAGUAAAUGUAGUAGUGUUAAUGUACUAUUACCGGAUCUGGAAAGUGAAGAGGGUGAGGGUGAUUACAAGGAGGUGCCAUUGCCGGAGCAAUUGAGGACUUGGAUUGAAGAUGGGAAGGUUAGAAGUGAGAUUGUGGAACAUGCCGGUUAG